Platichthys flesus (European flounder) is the source of this 1117-nucleotide messenger RNA. It is a transcript of the gene uros, whose product is annotated as uroporphyrinogen III synthase. Gene Ontology annotation, molecular function: uroporphyrinogen-III synthase activity. The transcript has 10 exons. Bases 66 to 863 code for a protein of 265 amino acids. The record is from RefSeq and is a predicted model, not a curated record. NCBI's taxonomy places the organism in Eukaryota, Metazoa, Chordata, Actinopteri, Pleuronectiformes, Pleuronectidae. Gene Ontology annotation, biological process: uroporphyrinogen III biosynthetic process.
GCUGGAGUCGUCACUCGCUCAGCUGUAGGAACAACCAUAGGGAACAACUCCAGGUUAUUAACAAGAUGCACGUGCUGCUCCUGAAAGAACCGAGAGAUGGAGGGACUGAGCCUGAUCCUUACAUCAAGGAGCUGGCGUCCCAUGGUCACAAAGCCACCUUGAUCCCUGUGCUGUCUUUUAAGUUUGUCUCCUUAAACACGUUGUCGGACAUGCUUUUCCAACCAGAAAAGCACGGAGGACUUGUAUUCACCAGUCCCCGAGCGGUAGAGGCCGUGAGGAUGUGCUUAGAAGCAGAAGAAAGAAGGGAGGAGUGGAACAGCUCUGUGAAAGACACAUGGAACACCAAGUCCAUCUAUGUGGUCGGGAAGGCAACUGCUGCUUUAGUACGAAAUCUAGGUCUGAAUCCUUUGGGGGAGGACACGGGGACGGCAGAGGUCCUAUCACGUCUCAUCAUUGAACGAGAGGACACAAAUAUUCCACCACUUUUUUUCCCCUGUGGCUCAAUCAAGAGAGAAGUCUUGCCUACGGCUCUGAGGGAAAGCGGAGUGCCCCUGGAGACGCUGACUGUCUAUCAAACAGCCGAACAUCCAGAUCUGGAGAAAAACCUGAAGAACUACUUUACAGAGGAGGGCACCCCGGCCAGCGUGGCUUUCUUCAGCCCAUCAGGAGUGAAGUUUUGCCUGGAAGUGCUGCGGAAGUUGUCGGGUGAACACGUCACGGAAAUAAAGUUUGCAGCCAUAGGGCCGACCACACAAGACGCGAUGACGGCAGAAGGCCUGUGUGUCAGCUGCACGGCAGAGAAGCCAACAGCGGAGCACCUGGCUGCAGCCAUGGCCAAAGCUCUUCAACCACAGCCACUUUAAAAUCAUCCACUUAAAUUCUCUAUAUUUUUUUAUAUUCUAUUUAUUUGUGUUGCCGUUUGCCUGUUUAACUUUACGCUCUUAUCUUGCAAUUUAUGAAUGUUUAUUUAAGAUAUACUUCGCCAUAGAGAAAAAAGUGGCGUCUUGUGCCAGAGAGGCCACAGCAAUGUAUGUGAAUAGGAUUGUGUAUUUAUUUAUGUUAAACACAAGUGAGUGAUUAUUUUCAAAAAUAAACUUGGGUCCGUUUGUUGUUGGGA